AUGGUACAGACAGCAGGUUAUCGUGAGAAGAAAGCAUUCAUUAUAGCUCAGAGUCCAAUGGAGAACACUAGCAGAGACUUUUGGAAGAUGAUAAUGGAUUAUAAAGUGUCUGCUAUUGUCAUGUUGUGUAAAUUAGAAGAGAAUGGAGAGGGUUAUAGCUGUUCAAAGAAGUUCAUAGCAUCACAAGGACCAAUGAAGAAAACAUUAGUUGAUUUCUGGCGUCUAGUCUGGCAAGAGACACCGCAAGUUAUUGUCAUGGUAACUAAUUUAAAAGAAGGAUCAAAGAACAAAUGUGAACAAUAUUGGCCAAAGUCUCUCAAAGAGCCUAUUGCCUUUGUUGGACCUUUUACUAUCACAUUACUGGAUGAACAGGUUUUACCAGAUUUUGCUAUUCGAAGGCUCAAAAUUAAAGUCCCCAUCUUAGUUCACUGUAGUGCUGGUGUAGGUCGUACUGGUACAUUUAUUGCUGUGAAUAUAGCUCUGGAACAAGCUAGUAAAGAGGGAGUAGUAGAUAUUGCUGGUAUUAUCAAUAGACUUAGAGAACAGAGAAUGAAGAUGGUACAGACAGUGGAUCAAUAUGCUUUUGUUCAUGAUGCUGUACUAGAAAGAGUAAUUUGUGGAAAAACAGAGAUUCUAACAGACAAAUAUCGUUCUGAACUACAGAAACUUAAAGAGUGUGAUCCCAGAACACAUCAGACAGGUCUUGAGUCUCAGUUUAAUCUCCUAUUUCAAUUGACCCCUAAACCUGAUGAUGUUCAUUGUAAUACAGCAGAAGUCAACAGUGAUAAGAAUCGUUCUGACAAGUACCUACCACGUGAGGACUGUAGAACAAUGAAUGGUUAUCGUGAGAAGAAAGCAUUCAUUAUAGCUCAGAGUCCAAUGGAGAACACUACCAGAGACUUUUGGAAGAUAAUAAUGGAUUAUAAAGUGCCUGCUAUUGUGAUGUUAUGUGAACUAGAAGAGAAUGGAGAGAGGAAAGAAGGCUUGAAGGAAGAAGACAGAAGAGACCAGGCAGGAGAGCGACUCAUCUUUUACAUCCAGAGAAACAUCAGAACAGUCACGAGAACAUCAGAGAAGAACAGUCAAGAACGUCAGAACAGUCAUGAGAAGAUCAGAGAAGAACAGUCAAGAACGUCAGAACAGUCAUGA
Messenger RNA from Gigantopelta aegis, 1149 nucleotides. Its product is annotated as receptor-type tyrosine-protein phosphatase alpha-like. The record is from RefSeq and is a predicted model, not a curated record. Lineage: Eukaryota; Metazoa; Mollusca; Gastropoda; Neomphalida; Peltospiridae. Gene Ontology annotation, biological process: protein dephosphorylation. The transcript has 8 exons. Gene Ontology annotation, molecular function: protein tyrosine phosphatase activity. The coding region runs from base 1 to 1149 and encodes 382 amino acids.